AUGCGGCGGUGCGGCGACGGGUGCGACGGCGCGGUGGACGCGAUGCUGCAGUGCCAGAAGGUGAGCGACUUCCUCAUCGCCGCCUCCUACCUCUCCAUCCCGCUCGAGCUGCUCUACUUCGCCUCCUGCGCCGACCUCGCGCCGAUCAAGUGGCUGCUGCUCCAGCUGGCCGCCUUCGCCGUGCUCGGCGGCUCCGUCCACCUGCUCGCCGUGCUCUCCCACCACCACCCGCACUCCUCCGGCCUCCUCCUCGCCUCCACCGCCGCCAAGCUCCUCGCCGCGCUCGUCUCCCUGGCCACCGCGCUCUCCCUCCUCACCUUCAUCCCGCGCCUCAUCCGCGCCAAGCUCCGCGAGGCCCUCCUCCGGGCCAAGGCGCGCCAGCUCGACCGCGACCUCGGACUCAUGCGCCGCCGGGUCGAGGCCACCUCCCGCGUCGUCCGCAUGCUCACGCGCAACAUCCGCGCCUCCCCGCUCGACCCGCACGCCAUCCUCCACACCACCUUGCUCCACAUCGCCGACGCGCUCGCGCUUCACGUCUGCGCCGUCUGGGUGCCUGCACCCGGGCCCGACGGCGACGACCAAGUCCUGCAGCUGGUGCACCAGGUGAGCCUGCAGAGAGACAAGGGCGCAGUGCAGCUGGUCUCGCAGGCCCCUAUCCCCGCCGAUCACCCCGACGUGGCCCACGUGAUGUCCAGCGAGGCCGCCAAGGUGCUCGGGCCGGGCUCGGCGCUCGCGAAGGCUAGCCCCCGGGGAUCCGUGGCCGCCAUACGGAUGCCCAUGCUCAAGGUCUCCAACUUCGACGGCGGGAGAACUCCCGAGGCACGCUCCUACGCCAUCCUGGUGCUGGUCCUGCCUGACACCGCUGGUUCGCGAGGAUGGAGUGGCCAGGACCUGGAGAUCGUGGAGGUCGUCGCGGACCAGGUCGCCGUCGCGCUCUCCCACGCGGCGGUGCUCGAGGAGUGGCAGUCACUCCGCAGCAGGCUCGCCGAGCAGCACGGCGACCUGCUGUACGCGAAGCACGAGGCGGCGACGGCGACGGAGGCCAUCCACUCCGCCCAGAGCGCCAUGUGCGGCGCCAUGCAGAGGCAGAUGCACUCCGUCGCCGGGCUGCUCUCCAUGCUGCGGCACGACGCCUCCGAGCGCGGGAUGCGGCCCGAGCAGAGGCUCGUCGUCGACGCCAUCGCCCGGACGAGCGCGCUCUCGCUGGCGCUGGCGAACGACGCGGACGCGGAGACGCUGACGAUGAGCCGCGUGCCGUUCGGCCUCCACGCGCUGGUCAGGGAGAGUAUGGCCGUCGCGCGAUGCCUGUCCGGGUGCAGCGGCGUCGUGUUCUCUCACCAGUCGGAGAAUGCCCUGCCCGAGUGGGUCGUCGGCGACGAGACGAGGGUGUUCCACCUCCUGCUGCACAUGGUGGCUACUCUGCUGAGCCGCCGGCCGUGCGAUGGCGCCGCGCCGGGAUGCCUCUCGUUCUCCGUCAAGAGGCGCAGUGCUAGUGACGAGGAGAGGUACGGCCGGGACUGGACGCCGAUGCGAUCAUCUACAGGUUGCACCGUACGUGUUGAGUUUCAGGUUCGGAUGGAAACACCAACGGUCAGACCCGCCAGCUCCGAGAUGGGGUUUAGCUUCGGCAUGUGCAACAAGAUCGUGCAGAUGAUGAACGGCAGCAUGCGGUCGUCGGGAUCAGACGGAGCACGCAUCACCGUCGUCCUGCAGUUCCAUCUCCCACAGCCGGGCGUGCACCGGCGGACGUCGGCGCCGUCCAUCCCUCGCUUCGACGGGCUGAGGAUCCUGCUCGCGGACGGCGACGGCGUGAGCCGGGCGGUGACCCGAAUGCUCCUCGAGAAGCUCGGGUGCCAGGUGAUGCCCGUGCCGUCGGGAUCGCACUGCCUGAGCCUGCUGGAGAGCGCCGGCUCGUGUUUCCAGCUGGUGCUCCUCGACCUCGACACGGGCGCCACCGCGGCGGAGGACGUGUUCGAGGUGGCGCUCAGGAUCAGGGAGCUCAGGAGCAGCUGCUGGCUGCUCGUCGUCGCCGCUCUGGCGUUCGGAGGCGGGGACGACGGAGGCGGCGUUCGCGAGACGUGCCAGCGGGCGGGGAUAAACGGCGUGGUGCAGAAACCUAUCACCCUGACGGCGCUCGGAGCUCAGCUCGCUGGAGUACUUCAGAACAACUGA
Messenger RNA from Lolium rigidum, 2172 nucleotides. Its product is annotated as ethylene receptor 4-like. Gene Ontology annotation, cellular component: endoplasmic reticulum; endoplasmic reticulum membrane. Gene Ontology annotation, biological process: phosphorelay signal transduction system; response to ethylene. The record is from RefSeq and is a predicted model, not a curated record. NCBI's taxonomy places the organism in Eukaryota, Viridiplantae, Streptophyta, Magnoliopsida, Poales, Poaceae. The transcript is spliced from 2 exons. Gene Ontology annotation, molecular function: ethylene binding; protein binding; ethylene receptor activity. Bases 1 to 2172 code for a protein of 723 amino acids.